Molecule: messenger RNA, 3089 nt
Organism: Ceutorhynchus assimilis (cabbage seed weevil)
Lineage: Eukaryota; Metazoa; Arthropoda; Insecta; Coleoptera; Curculionidae
Source: the annotation of a GenBank genome assembly
CCACUUUCAUUUCAUUUUGUUAUUUGAUAAAUAUUCAUUUGUCUCGCUGUCGCUGCCGACGCUGCUGACUGUGGAAGGUCGAUCGUGGCGCGGUUGCGGGGUGGGUGUUUUUCUAUCGUUGUGUAAUUUUUACGUUUCUCCUUCAAAUUCCAUAUUUUUAAUUGUUUAAAAUAAGGGCAAGUUUAUCAAACGAUUAGUCAAAAUGGGGUCGUUGUUCCGAAGUGCGGAAAUGACGCUUUGUCAGCUGUUCUUGCAAAGUGAGGCCGCUUAUGCAUGUGUAUCUGAACUUGGUGAACUAGGUCUUGUCCAAUUCAGAGACCUCAAUCCAGACGUUAAUGUGUUCCAAAGGAAGUUUGUUAAUGAAGUCAGAAGAUGCGACGAAAUGGAAAGGAAGCUCCGUUAUUUGGAAAAAGAAAUUAAAAAAGAUGGCAUCCCUAUGUUGGAUACUGGGGAAAAUCCUGAGGCCCCUCAACCAAGAGAAAUGAUAGAUUUGGAGGCGACGUUUGAGAAGCUUGAAAAUGAACUUCGUGAAGUCAACCAAAAUGCUGAAGCCUUGAAAAGAAAUUUUCUCGAGCUAACUGAAUUAAAACAAAUCCUACGUAAGACACAAGUGUUCUUUGAUGAGCACGAGGGGGGCACUAACCCCACUGAAUCUAUGACCAGGGCCCUCAUAAACGAAGACUCUAUUGCAAGGCAGAGCGGCUCCGUACAAUUAGGUUUUCCGGAGAAGAAUUACGAUCCAGAGGAAUACUACCCAUGCUUUGUUGCUGGAGUGAUUCUUCGAGAAAGGAUCCCUGCGUUUGAAAGGAUGUUAUGGAGAGCUUGCAGGGGCAAUGUGUUUUUGCGUCAAGCUGAAAUUGAAACACCAUUAGAAGACCCUUCAACGGGUGACCAAGUCUAUAAAUCUGUUUUCAUCAUUUUCUUCCAAGGUGACCAACUCAAGACCAGAGUAAAGAAAAUUUGUGAAGGUUUCAGAGCAACUUUGUAUCCCUGUCCCGAAGCACCUGCCGAUCGUAGAGAAAUGGCAAUGGGAGUGAUGACUCGUAUUGAAGAUCUUAACACUGUUUUGGGACAAACUCAAGAUCACAGACACAGAGUUCUGGUUGCUGCGGCCAAAAAUAUCAAAAACUGGUUUGUUAAAGUGCGAAAAAUCAAAGCCAUCUAUCACACUCUUAAUCUGUUUAACUUGGAUGUAACUCAAAAAUGUUUGAUUGCCGAGUGUUGGGUGCCCGUUUUAGAUCUGGAAAAUAUUCAGUUGGCUUUGAGACGAGGAACGGAACGCAGUGGAAGUUCAGUGCCACCAAUCCUAAAUCGAAUGGACACACCAGAAGACCCUCCCACUUACAAUCACACAAACAAAUUUACGUCAGCUUUCCAGGCACUAUACGAUUCCUAUGGAAUAGCUUCUUAUAGGGAAAUGAAUCCCACUCCAUACACCAUUAUUACGUUCCCUUUCCUGUUCGCUAUUAUGUUUGGCGAUUUUGGUCACGGUGCGCUUAUGGCGGUAUUUGGCGCUUGGAUGGUACUGAAGGAGAAGCCUUUAGCUGCGAAAAAAUCUGAUAAUGAGAUCUGGAAUAUAUUCUUUGGUGGUCGUUACAUUAUUUUACUUAUGGGAUUGUUUUCAAUGUACACUGGUUUGAUAUACAAUGAUGUCUUUUCGAAAUCAGUAAAUAUAUUUGGAUCAAGUUGGAAAGUGUCGAAUUUAACUCUUAAAUAUGUUGAAUCGAUCACAACUGACCAUAUGUUGGAUCCUGCAACAGACGAUUAUGUUCAAUAUUCCUAUCCAUUUGGAUUGGAUCCUGUAUGGCAAUUAUCCAAAAACAAAAUUAUAUUUUUGAACUCGUUCAAAAUGAAGCUCUCGAUCAUCAUUGGUAUUAUCCAUAUGUUGUUUGGUGUUGCUAUCAGCUAUUUCAAAAAUGUGAACUUCAAUAACCACCUCAACAUCAUCUGUGAAUUUAUCCCUCAAGUAAUUUUCCUAACAUUCUUGUUCUUCUACAUGGUACUUUUGAUGUUCAUCAAGUGGUUUAUGUAUUAUCCUACAAACGAACCAACUGAAAUUGUUUACGGUACAAGAUGCGCUCCUUCAAUUCUGAUUACCUUUAUCAACAUGGUCCUCAAUAAGCGCACACCAUAUGAACCAAUUUGUGAAACUUCCAAUAUGUAUGCUGGGCAAGAGGGUAUCCAGAAAUUUCUGUUUUUCGCCGCGUUUCUUUGUGUACCAUGGAUGUUGUUGGCCAAGCCAAUUAUGAUUAAUAGAGCUAGAAAAGCUGCAGCUCUUCAUAAUACAAACCACAACCAACUUCAUUCAGCUACAGAAAAUGGAGAUGCUGAACAGCCGAUGCAUAAUAAUACUUCCCAAACACCAGUUGUCACCCAAGGAGGUGGUGGAGGUCAUGAUGAAGAGCCCAUGUCUGAAAUUUACAUUCACCAGGGGAUUCAUACUAUUGAAUACGUUUUGGGUUCAAUUUCUCACACCGCUUCUUAUCUUCGGUUGUGGGCUUUGUCUCUAGCCCAUGCACAGUUGUCUGAAGUACUAUGGCAAAUGGUGCUCAAUAAGGGAUUGACAGUAGAAGGUUGGGCAGGUGGCGUCGCCCUCUAUAUAAUUUUCGCUAUUUGGGGAUCUUUGACUAUCUCCAUUUUGGUAUUAAUGGAAGGGUUGUCUGCUUUCUUGCACACCCUCCGUCUUCAUUGGGUGGAGUUCUGUUCCAAAUUCUACUCAGGAGCAGGUUACGCAUUCCAACCGUUUUCAUUCGAAAUCAUUCUCGAGUCUGCAAGUCAAGCAAAGGAGGAAUAGGCAUCCUACCGGCUAUUUAGUUUAUUGCUUUCAUCGUUAUCAAUGUGGUUAGAUAUCACUAGCACCACCACAACCGAUUUGUAUAACAUAGUGCGAGCUGUAUCUUCCAAUAAUUGUUGUUAAUGUAAUAACCAUCUAAAUGUAACUUUUGAGGUCUUGAUUAUUUAUUUCUUGUAGCUGUUGAUGCGGUACUUAAGAGCAUAAUUAUGUUUUUUUUUUAAAGUAUAAUCCUAUAAGUGUAUGUUAUGUAUUCCAAAAAAUAAUUAAAUAAAUUCAUUCUAAUUGAGGAGUUAUA